Molecule: messenger RNA, 1526 nt
Organism: Ziziphus jujuba (common jujube)
Lineage: Eukaryota; Viridiplantae; Streptophyta; Magnoliopsida; Rosales; Rhamnaceae
Product: bZIP transcription factor 11
Exons: 1
Coding region: 671-1183 (170 amino acids)
Biological process (GO): positive regulation of DNA-templated transcription
Cellular component (GO): nucleus
Molecular function (GO): transcription cis-regulatory region binding; DNA-binding transcription factor activity
Source: RefSeq, a predicted model, not a curated record
GUCAACUUGCAGGUGGUUGCUCUUCUGUCCUCCGUCCUAUAAAUUCCACAUCCAAAAACCUUACAGACCUCUUCUCUUUUCCAUUUUCCUUCAAUCACUCUCUUUUAGGAGAUAUUUUCAUAUAUAGCUCCUGUUCUACAACUGAAAGCUAUAUUCUGUUUCUGAUUUCAUCUGGGUAUUCCUUCUGGGUAACCCAUCAUCCAAAAUCUCCUCCUCCAACGCUCUCUCUCUGUCUUCAUUUUCCUUUCUACCAAACACACUGUUUUUUUCGUUGGGGAAAAAAAAAAGUCAAUCUUAAUGCUAAACAUCCUGUUCUUGAUGUUUGAGAUUCAUGUCUCCAAUUCUGAGUGAAAUCUUUCUUUCCGGGUGUAUGAUAAAUUCCACAUUCAGGCGCAGGACCCAUUUGGUUCAAUCUUUCUCAGUUGUUUUCCUCUACUGGUUGUAUUACGUUUCAUGAUUUCAGCUCUGUUCAAUUAUCUUAUAAUUAAUUAGGCUAUAUAUAAUAAUAAUAGUAAUAAUAAUAAAAUCCUAGUAUUUUAAUUUCUCUGCAAUAUUUUUAGUGUUUUUUGGUGUCUGGGUCCUGCUAUAAUUAAUCUCUCACAUUAAGUUUUAAUCUCUCCAAGCAAAAAAAAAAAAAAAAAAAAAAUCUGCAAAAAAAGCAAAUUUUUCCAUGGCUUCCUCAAGUGGUACAUCUUCAGGGUCAUCAUCUAUGAUUCAGAACUCAGGUUCUGAGGAAGAUUUACAGGCUUUGAUGGAUCAGAGGAAGAGGAAGAGAAUGAUAUCAAACAGGGAAUCUGCAAGGAGAUCAAGGAUGAGGAAACAGAAACACCUUGAUGAUCUGACGGCUCAGGUGGCCAAGCUCACAAAGGACAACAAUGAGAUCAAAACAAACAUCGACAUCACCGCCAAGCAUUUCCUGACCAUUGAGUCUGAGAACUCCAUUCUCAGAGCUCAAGUGGGUGAGCUUAGUCACAGACUUCAGUCUUUGGAUGAGAUUAUCAGGUUCUUGAAUGCAAACACGUAUAAUGAUGUCUUUGGAUCAGCUGGUGGUGCAGAUUAUUCAACAACAAGCAGUGGCACAAGUAGCUUCAAUGAGCCAAUUGUUGACAGCUUCUUCAACCCAUUGAAUCUGUCAUAUUUGAAUCAGCCUAUUGUGGCUUCUGCUGAAUUGUUUCAGUGUUAGUAUCUCCAUGGAAUUAUUCUAGGAUUUUGAGAUUUUUUUUUUCUUUUUACUUUUUAGAGUAAUCAUGGAGAGGGAGAGAGACAGAGAGAGAGACAAGGGUAUUUUUUGUGAAAUUAUAGCUUUAAUGGGGGUGUUUUAAGAAAAAUAAGGAAUUGUUAUAACAAUUUCUAGAGAGUACUUUAUGUGGUUAAUUUUUAAUAUUGGGGUCUUGGUUUGUAAAAAUUAGGACUGUUACAAAAUAUGGGAUUGAGCAGUAAUAUUAUUUUUAAUGUAGCUCUUUGUCUCUAUGUGGUAGUUGUCUUAAUGUGUAAUAAUAAUAUUGGCUAAAGUUUUUCUUAAUUAA